UUGGGCCGAAAAUGACGGCAAGGGCCGUCCUGGCUUUUGGGUUACUUCUCACCCUGUAUAUUGGAUGUGGGAGUGGGACUAAGGAGGAGGAAACGGUUGAAAUAUGGGCGAGGAAGCUUGGAGACGAGCUUUGGCAGCUUGGCACUCAUGUUUCCAAGUUCGACAGCAUCAUAUCGAGCUACUCCACAUUGAAUGCCAGAGUCCUGCCUACAAAUGGAGAGGCAAUUCUCAGCUCCAUAGUUGAUAAUGUUAGCAAACUGUUGAAGAAAAAAAUGGAUGCAGUCAUGUGCAUCAUCGAGGCUGCCGAGGCUUUAGCGGAAGAAGCGGAGACUAACGUUACAGAACCCGUCAACUACAACAGUGCCAAGUGCUCUACGUUCAUUGAUCUGGAGACGGGAAAUGAGACAGGGACGGAGCUCGUAAGCUGUGAACGGGAAGACAAUGACGAGCGGCCGUCAGAUCUUUACAACAACAUCACUGUUACUCCCGAUCUGCACUUCUUCGGGAUUCCAAUCAGUACUAACACCAGCUCUGUACAUAUGCCGACUGAUAUUUACGACUACGCAAUGCCAGUGCAAGCUGCUCUGAAGUGGUCUGAAGGUCUGGACGAAUCGUUUAAGCAGAACUACGAGAGUGAUCCCUCCCUGAAGUGGCAGUACUUCGGCAGUAGCACCGGCUUUCUCAGGAUGUACCCAGCGCUCCAAUGGAAGAAGGAGAACGAUGUUUACGACUGCCGACAAUCUCCUUGGUUCAUAGAGGCUUCCACUUGCUCCAAAGAUGUUGUCAUUCUCUUAGACAGGUCAGGAUCAAUGAAGGGGAUGAGUGACUCUAUAGCUAAACUGGCCGUCACACAGAUUCUGUCAACCUUCAGUAAUAAUGACUUCAUCAACAUCAUCGGCUUCAACACCUCGCUGCUGGACAUGGUUCCUUGCUUCAAAAAAGAUAUGCUUGUUCAGGCUACAGAAGAGAACAUAAGGACUUUUAGAGACUAUGUACUUGAGAGUCAACCGACAGGAAAAGCCAAUUUUACUACUGCUUUUACCGGAGCUUUCACAUUACUUCAGAAGUACCGAGAAACAAAAACCUGUCCGGACAAGACAUGUAACCAGGCGAUCAUGCUGAUAACGGACAGCGUAGCCGGAAACUUAACCGAGGUGUUCGAGACUUACAACUGGUUCCAGAACAGAACGCAGAUUCCUGUCAGAGUGUUCACUUAUCUGAUCGGAAAAGAGGUCACAAAAGUGAGGGAGAUUCAAUGGAUGGCGUGUCUAAAUCGAGGUUACUACGUUCACAUAGAAGCUCACAGUGAAGUACGAGACCAAAUACUCAAGUACAUUCCAGUCAUCGCCAGACCUUUAGUCCUGCAAGCUGUUGAUCACCCGUUGUCUUGGACACAUUCUUUUAUCGACUUCAAGGACCCCAAAGUAGAGAGAUGGCUGAUAGAUUCGAUGGCGUUCGCUGAACAGGAAGAACGUCUAUCUAAGCACACGGCAACUCAGAACAACUACUUUUCCCAGAGUAAACAAGACAAUUUGUAUAUUCUGAGAUUUAAGAAGGGAGCUGAAGAUGGUGGGCUAGAGGUGACAUUCUGUGAAGGGAUGCAGAAAAUAUACGAAGAAGAAGAAUUCAACCUUACACCAAAACUGCAAGAGUACCAUUUGAUGACAUCGGUGUCAGGACCCGCUUUUGACCAUAAAGUAAACCGUGGAAAUGAGUCUAGGGAAGCACAGCUCUUAGGGGUGGCUGGGACUGAUGUCCCCAUCAAGGACAUUGAGAAACUAACCUUACCUUACAAGAUUGGAGCCAAUGGUUAUGCAUUUAUGAUAACAAACAACGGUUACAUGAUGAUGCACCCAGACUUCAGACCUGUGUCACAAGGCAAGUUGAGAGCAAACUACGGCAGUGUGGACUUGACAGAGGUUGAACUGAUGGACGAUGAUGAGAUUACUCCGAGACAACCCCACGAGAAGAUAUUGCAGCUGCGAGAGGCUAUGAUCAACAAGACAGGAGGCCAAGUUAGCAAUAUUCCUCAUCUCAAUAUGAAAUUUCAUUACGAUGACAUGAAACGAGUCGGAGCUGAGAGUCGGAACUACUACUUUGCUGGUAUCGAGGGGACUCCGUUCACCAUGGGCCUGGCACUGCCAGAGGGCUACGGGAACUACUGGAUCAAGGCAGGAAACAUCAUAAAACGCUCAAAACUGGAAGGUGUUCCUCUCACUAGCUACUUCACCGGCAACUGGAAGGUUCAUCCAGACUGGGUGUACUGUGACCAUUUCAUUGCUCGAAAAGACAUGACCCAUGAAGAGAAACUGGUUUACUUUCUUAAGAAAAUUCAGAAUGAAAAACUUGGGACUCAAAACGGAUGGAAGACGAAGGUUCAAUUCCCACCAGAGCCCGCUUAUAAAGACGGAGAUCUUAAUUAUACAUGCAACACUAACAAAGUGAAAGAAGACGAAUAUUUCUGUGACGUGGAGUUGAUGCAACUUCUGGUGUUUGAUGCUAAAAGCACCGACUCAUCUUACAAAGACGUGGUGUGGACUCCUGACAACAAUAUUGAGAGGGAUUUGGUAAAGAAGUACGGAGUAUCAGUGAGGUUUGUAGCAACCCAGAGCGGACUUACGAGAUGGCAACACAUUACGGAACUUGCGGACGGAGAGCUAGAGUUUGGCGAGACGAACAACAAGGCGGUGGGAGAACCUUGGUACCGAGCAGCUGUUUUGCAACACUACAUCAACGAUGAAGACUUUGUGUUCUCAGUGCCUUUUGAUUCAGGCAACGUAGACAACCUCACAGUGACUGCUAGUUACGCCAUCUUCCGCCGAGAUGGAGGCAAUGAAGCGCCCGGAUCUGUGGUGGGCUUCCACCUCAGCCAUUCUGCGUUGUUUGACCGCUUCAGAGAUGUUACGGCAAAGACCAAUUGUAAAGACUGCCUAGACCCGUGCACCUCUGACACGACUGAUUGUUACGUCAUUGACGGCAACGGCUACAUCCUGGUGUCGGAGAACCGACAGGAGACAGGAACGUUCUUUGGCCGGAAGGAGGGAGCGAUCAUGGAGGAUAUGAUCUUGAAGAAGAUCUUCCGGAAGAUUCCGAUGUUCGACUAUCAAGCUAUCUGCUUUGAAGUCACACACUUGAACAAUGCAGCUGACAUUCUGUGGACGCCUAUUCGCUACUUCCAAUGGAUUAUGCAUUGGUUUCUAUCACACAUUGCUUGGCUCAUUGUGGAAGCAAACUGGAAUGAAGUUUUAGCGGCGAAAUUCACUCAUGAGGUGGCAGACAUUGAUGAUGACUACUAUGAUAUGGAAGCAGAUAACAUCACCACAACGCCGAUGCCGACCAUAGACAUCAGAACGGUGAAGGCUACGAAGGCUUGCAAGUCUUGUGACAAGUUCGGUUAUCUCUAUCUUCUACAGAGCACCGAGAAGCAGGCCAAAUACAGAUCUUCCCAUGAGGAUCCUUGCCACAGGCCAUACUUUGUUAGGCGGAUCCCUCACACGAAUCUUCUGCUGAUAGUUGUGAAGGCUUUGUACGCUACAUGUUCCAAAGAUGAGACGACAGAGUUUUCCGAACUUCAUUACGAGGACGAGCCAGAACCUCAGAUACCAAGCUGUGUCAAGAUGUAUCUCAACGAUCUUCCUCGAAGGAGGCUUUCGGGAUGUUACAACCAGCAUCCUCAGGAACUGGAGAUUGAUAGAUGUGGAAGAGGCUCGGCUCUGACUACAAGUUUGCUCUCGUUACUUCCGUCUCUGUGGAUAAUCGUCAAAUACUGCUUAUAACAUUGUCCUUUCCUGUGUACAACUCUCUCAACCUAGACGAGGAAGGAUAAUCAUCUUCUACUUGAUUCAUCCACUGACAGAUACGUGAGAUGAAUCGUUCUUCUACAAUAUUAUGAUCUCCAAACUGCAUAGAAUCAUUGAGCAUACUGUAGUAGACAUGCUACCAUUCCCACCUUCAUGGACUAGAAACAGCAAAUAGAACAAUCGAAUGAGCCAGAGUGUACUUAAUUGCAGUUCUAUUUUGUCCCCUAGUUUUUGAUUCGUUGAAUUUGAGUUCUAUCCGCAUAUCAUAUGCGGUUACACAAUGUUGACCUUUCAGUUGCAUUUGGAUAAAAAUAUGGCUUCCAAGAAAAUAGCAUUUGACAAUGUAAUCGGUGGCUCAACUCAACUGACAUUCUCACUUAAAAGCUGGUCACAAAAAUGGGAAUGGGAUGCCUAUGUUUAUCAAUAGUAGAUAGCAUAUAGAUAUACCAAAACAUUUUAAUUGGUUUUCCAGAUAUAGUUCUAAUGUGGUUAAACAUCCAACUGAAGGAUCUAGAACUCUAGAAAUACAUGAAACACUAUGGGGGCGAAACCCUAAACGUUUAACAUUCGUCCCUACGCUAUGUCAUAAACUUUAAAAUGACACCUCAAUUGUAGAAAUUUGUUAAGUAGGGCUGUAAGAGGGAUUGUAAAACUUUUGAAUGAAGUGUAAAUAAACUAUCCUGUAUAGUAUACUGUAGUUUGCAUUUAUAAAUGUAGGGCGAGGAACUCUUUUUGACAUUGAUUACUGUUCAAACUGAAAUGACCAAAGAAUGAAUAAAAAUUAGUUAGAUUAGCUAAGGCUAAAUAAUUGGCCAUAGAACGAUUGGCACACAUUUUUAAACGAUUUGGAAUAGCACGACUGGCACUAUCAUUAGAGGGGAUUAAGAAGGGUCAACCUGUAAGGUUUGAAGAGGCACGAUUGGCACAAACAGCCCGGCCAGGUAGUAGCAGCCAAAUUCCCUGCUGUGGUGCUUAUUGAAGUAAGCAAAGUUUAAGUUUUCCUAAAUAAAAACUAAAAUCAACCUCACCUAAAUUAAACAUUUAAUUUUCUAUGGAAAAAUUAACUAUGUGAUAUUAUCGGCAAAUGACUGUCGUGCAGAGUUAAAAUUCCCGUUUCCCUCGUUCGAUGACAUCUACCUCGUCGAGCGGUUGUGCCAAUCGUGCCUUUUCUAAGCAGGCGAGUUGACCCUACUUAUUCUGCUCAAAUGAUUGUGGCAAUACUGCCAUAGGCAGAAGGUCCAAAAAUGUGUGCCAAUCGUAUGGUCCCCAAAUAAUUUGGGGUAUAUUCUUAAAGCCUAAAAGCACCAGAAGUGUUUUUGUUUUUAUAAUAAUUCCAAAGAUUCAAUGUGAGUUUUACAGUAUUUGGAAUAGAAAAAGAUAAAUAUGUUUUAAUACCCAGAUUUGAUUAGGUAUGUUGUUGGUUGUUGUUUUUUUAAAACCUUCUUUCAUACUUUAUUGUACUGUAACCACAUACUAUAUGUGUAAACCUAUUUCCUAUGUAUCGUAGCUAUAGAAAUAAUAAAUCUAUUGAAUGUUG
Messenger RNA from Macrosteles quadrilineatus (aster leafhopper), 5337 nucleotides. Its product is annotated as voltage-dependent calcium channel unc-36-like. Lineage: Eukaryota; Metazoa; Arthropoda; Insecta; Hemiptera; Cicadellidae. Gene Ontology annotation, cellular component: voltage-gated calcium channel complex. The transcript is spliced from 30 exons. Gene Ontology annotation, molecular function: voltage-gated calcium channel activity. The record is from RefSeq and is a predicted model, not a curated record. Bases 12 to 3776 code for a protein of 1254 amino acids.